AUUGUAGACUCAAAUAAAUUUCAAAGUGCAUGUAAUGUAUGUAAGCAUGCAUACCAAAAUGUUUUGUUUCUAUGAGAUUUUCUUAGGUAAAAGUAGAAUGUGUAUGGUACUAAUGUCUGAUAACUGAAAUUAGCAUUUUGUAUUUUUUUCUGAGGAAACUUAUUUGAUGGCAAAAUGCAAGAAAUUAUAUUGAAAUCCAUCACGAACAUUAUCACAGUAAAGUCCUAUGAUCAUUUUACGUUCCUGUGUGCUUUUAAACAGAGCAUAAUCAGUAUUUUUAUGUUGCUCUCCGCCCCGCUGACACAUCCCUAAGUUCUCCCGCAGAGUUUCGCGGCUGGCUCGCUGUUCCCCAGCCACAUUCGCAAAAGAAGAUGCUGUUCCUUUAAAAUGAAGAGGCUCAUGGAGUUGUUUUCACUAGCGCAGGUUUUUAUAUGGUACAGUAGGCUCCAUGCAAAUGAGCUCUGCCCUCUCCGGAGGCACAAAGGCGCUGCAGCCCUCGCUCGGCGUUCGCGUGUGGAAAGCGGCAGAUGGAUGGAUGGAGGGAGGGAGGCACGGCAGCCGCAGGAUUUAUUAGCUGCUCUCAAUAAAAGACCACACUCGCUCCGCAGAGGAUCAGAAAACAGCCUGCUGAAUGGGAUUGAGUUGUCUCUGCUUUCAGCUGACUUUACAAUGAUGUGUUCGGCUCAUGUGACUCGGUCACUUAGCAUGAAGAUCAGCUAAAGAUUUGCUGUAAAUCUGUGCUCCGUUCAGCCCCGCCGGGCCCGAGUGCCGGUCCGAGGCUCCUUUGGCUGUCGGGGCUCCGCUGCUGCUCCGGGUGCACACCUGAGGAUGCCUGCCUGAAACCCCCUCAUAAACACAGCUCUCGCCGAAGUUUGAUUCCUGUAUCUCAUGAAAUCCUUCCGAGUCUGAAGUUAGGUUCUUCUUAAAUGCACUGAUUAUGUUCAGAAGUUAUAAAUAGACUCUCUUCCUAAGCUUUUACCGGGAGAUGAAAUCUGUUGCUUUAGCUUUCUGCUAAAAAAAAUGAAGGUCAUUGCGGCAAUAGGUUGUACAUUAUAUUUGCAAUACUUUCUUUUUUCCUUUUUAAUCUAGAAAAGGGCAUGUGUAGGACAAAGGCUUCUUGACAUGCUCAGUAAUGUAAAUGAUACUGGGACGAGCAUACCUGGAUUUUUGGCUUUACUGAAAUGGUGUUCGGUAUAGCUAGAAGCUUUGUUGUUCUAUUUUUCAACACAUGCUGUAUGCUCAUGUUUUAAAAUGGACCUAAAGGGGCAAAGCCCUUUCUGACCUUGCUGGAGCUGUCUGUGUGAAGGUAGCUGGAAAGCAGAAACUGCAGGACAGACUGAAAAAGCCUCAGCUGAAGUCUGCUUUUUUCCUUUUUCCCCCCCCCCUCUGCCUUUUUGCUAUGGAUGACGAUGAGGGAAGGGCUACUUCAGACAGCUCUGUCAGUGAUGAAUAGAUGAAUGAAUCCUUAAAUGUUCAGAACUUGCAACAUGUGUUCCAGACCCUUCAGCGCAUGAGAGUUGCAAGAUCUCAGCAAUGAGCUGAAGAAUGUGCCGUGCCUGCUGCAUGGAGGAGCCCAGCAUGCCUCAGAGAUAGCAGAAACAAAAGAAUGUGUGACACUAUCUGAAGAAUCUGACAGUUGCUUUGUCUUGCAGAGGAGUAAAGGAAUUUUUCAAAAUUGGGAAAAAUAAAAUUUCCAUGGUUUUCCUAGCGAGAAAGAAUUUUUCUGUAUUUUAGGUGCCAGUGUAUCAUUCUGUGUGCCCACAGUAUUGCUUUUUUAGUUAGCAUGACUGUGUGUUUUUUAAGGGAAAUGUGACCUGGAUUUUGUGAGCUUAUUACACCCAGUAAAUGAAGGCAGCUGUUUUAGCUUUCUGAUCCCUUAUAACAGCUCAGGUCAAUUGAAAUAAAGCAAAAAUGCCUGUGAAUGGGAUCUGAAUUAAAUUCCACUCUUUGGCCUUACGUGGAGUUGUGGAUUAUUAUUGUUAUAUAUUUGUAGACAGUUGUGUGUAUGAGGGGAGUGAGACAUCCAUCCUUGAAAAGAUUUAGGAAAGUCGAACAGAUUUUUUUUCUAAUAUGACCUGCUAAGUCUGCCACAAAGAGGCAGGUAAAAUUACAAACAGAUAGUCAGAGAGUGUGGCUGCAGUUCUUCCUGACAGGCAAGUGAAAGACCAUGUCCUAUUUUUAGCAAGUGGACGGAGGGCGAGUGGGAGGGGGAGAAAAGUUUGAAAAUAAUGGACUUCCUUUGCAGUUAGAGAGCAAAGCUAGUGAGAAGUAAGUGAGCUUUAGUGAUCAGCAGUGGAAAUAUGGAUGAUUCAAGUAUUCUUCGAAGGAGAGGGCUGCAGAAAGAGCUCAGUCUCCCCAGAAGAGGAAGCUUCUGUCGGACAAGCAACAGGAAGAGUUUGAUUGUAACAUCCAGCACAUCUCCAACUCUCCCACGGCCACAUUCCCCUCUUCAUGGACACACAGGUAGCAGCCCCUUGGACAGUCCCAGGAACUUCUCUCCAAAUGCACCUGCUCAUUUUUCCUUUGUUCCUGCCCGAAGCCAUGGACACAGAGCAGACAGGACGGACGGACGCCGCUGGUCCUUGGCCUCCCUUCCUUCAUCUGGAUAUGGAACAAACACUCCCAGUUCAACAGUUUCAUCAUCAUGCUCAUCUCAGGAGAAGCUGCACCAGCUGCCCUUUCAGCCCACGGCAGAUGAACUUCAUUUCCUGACAAAGCAUUUCAGUACUGAGAGCAUCACGGAUGAGGAAGGGCGCCAUUCUCCAGCCUUGAGGCCUCGGUCUCGCAGUCUCAGUGCAGGCUGCAUGGUAAUUGCAUAUGGAUCUGCUAAGUGUAGUUACACAGUAUUCUACAGGAGCAGCCCUGGUCGAUCUCCAGUUUCCUUUGACAGUGAAAUAAUAAUGAUGAAUCACGUGUAUAAAGAGAGGUUUCCAAAGGCCACGGCACAGAUGGAAGAACGGCUGGCUGAGUUUAUUGCCUCGAAUGCUCCUGAGAACGUGCUGCAAUUAGCAGAUGGGGUCCUGAGUUUCAUUCACCAUCAAGUUAUUGAACUGGCCAGAGAUUGCCUAGAUAAAUCACGUGAAGGUCUUAUUACUUCUCGGUACUUUUACGAGCUGCAGGAAAACUUAGAGAAACUUCUCCAGGAUGCCCACGAGCGAUCCGAGAGCUCCGAGGUUGCCUUCGUCACCCAGCUGGUGAAGAAGCUGAUGAUCAUCAUCGCCCGCCCCGCUCGGCUGCUCGAGUGCCUGGAAUUUGAUCCCGAAGAAUUCUACCAUUUGUUGGAAGCUGCAGAAGGCCAUGCCAAGGAAGGACAAGGAAUUAAAUGCGACAUUCCUCGUUACAUUAUCAGCCAGCUGGGACUCACCAGGGAUCCCCUGGAGGAAAUGGCCCAGUUGAAUAGCUAUGACAGCCCAGACACUCCCGAGACAGAUGAUUCAGUCGAGAGCCGUGGGGCCUCCGUCCAGUCAAAGAAAACUCCGUCUGAAGAAGAGUUUGAAACUAUUAAACUGAUCAGUAAUGGUGCUUAUGGAGCGGUGUAUUUGGUGCGGCACAAGACCACCCGCCAGCGUUUUGCCAUGAAGAAGAUCAACAAACAGAACCUGAUCCUGAGAAACCAGAUCCAGCAGGCCUUUGUGGAGAGAGAUAUCCUGACAUUUGCUGAGAACCCCUUUGUGGUCAGCAUGUUCUGCUCCUUUGAGACCAAGCGGCACCUGUGCAUGGUUAUGGAGUAUGUGGAAGGAGGUGAUUGUGCUACACUCCUCAAGAACAUUGGUGCUCUACCCGUUGAUAUGGCGAGGAUGUAUUUUGCUGAGACUGUUCUGGCACUGGAGUACCUGCACAAUUAUGGGAUUGUUCACCGUGACCUAAAACCUGAUAAUCUCCUGAUAACUUCAAUGGGUCAUAUUAAACUAACAGACUUUGGACUGUCCAAAAUUGGGUUAAUGAGUCUUACAACUAAUCUUUAUGAGGGCCACAUUGAGAAGGAUACCAGGGAAUUCCUGGACAAGCAGGUCUGUGGGACUCCAGAGUACAUUGCACCAGAAGUGAUCCUGCGCCAGGGCUAUGGGAAGCCCGUGGACUGGUGGGCCAUGGGAAUCAUCCUCUACGAGUUCCUGGUGGGCUGUGUUCCUUUCUUUGGGGACACACCUGAAGAGCUCUUUGGACAAGUGAUCAGUGAUGAAAUUGCCUGGCCAGAAGGAGAUGAUGCACUGCCCCCAGAUGCCCAGGACCUCAUUUCUAAGCUUCUCCGCCAAAAUCCUCUGGAAAGAAUGGGAACAGGUAGUGCCUUUGAAGUGAAGCAGCAUCGGUUCUUUAAAGAUCUGGACUGGAAUGGAUUACUCCGGCAGAAAGCUGAAUUCAUCCCACAGCUGGAAUCUGAGGAUGACACAAGUUAUUUUGACACCCGUUCAGAACGGUACCAGCACCUGGAUUCAGAAGAAGAGGAGGACACUAAUGAUGAUGAUCACGUGGAAAUUCGGCAGUUUUCCUCCUGCUCGCCCAGGUUCAGCAAGGUGUACAGCAGCAUGGAACGACUUUCCAUCCACGAGGAGAGGAAGACUCCACCACCAACCAAGCGGAGCCUGAGCGAGGAGAAGGAUGAUCGGCUUGACAGCCUGGGGGGCUUGAAGAGCCGGGACCGCAGCUGGGUCAUUGGCUCUCCUGAAAUCCUGCGCAAGCGCCUGUCCAUGUCCGAGUCCUCGCACACGGAGAGCGACUCCAGCCCGCCGCUGACGGUGCGGCGCCGCUGCUCGGGGCUGCUGGACAUGCCGCGCUUCGCCAUCUCCGCCGAGGACGAGGGGGCCGCCCUCAAACGGCCCCAGUCCGAGGGGAUGCUGCUGUGCACGGUGCAGGCGCGGGAAGGACUGCCCCUGCCCAUUCCAGAACAGCCUGUGGAGCACGAGCUGCAGCUGGAAGGAGAUGCUGGAGCCACCACCCCUUCCACGGCCGCCGGCAGCACCUCAGCGCUGACAGCUGGGAGCACUGCAGAUUUCUCUGAUCCACGAGCUCGCAGUAAUAGCAAUGAAGGCCCAGACUUUACCACUCCAAAAGCCAUCAGCGAUUUGGCAGUGCGGCGGGCACGACACAGGUUGCUCUCUGGGGAAUCAGGGGAGAAACGUACCUCGAGACCUGUCAAUAAAGUGAUUAAAUCAGCAUCUGCUACUGCCUUGUCUCUCCUGAUUCCCUCAGAUCACCACACGUGUUCUCCAUUGGCCAGUCCAAUGUCACCUCAUUCUCUCUCCUCCAACCCAUCUUCGAGGGACUCCUCACCCAGCCGCGACUUUUCUCCUGCUAUCGCAAACCUGAAACCACCAAUCAUCAUCCAUCGGGCUGGAAAGAAAUACGGUUUCACUCUGCGCGCCAUUCGCGUCUAUAUGGGUGACAGUGAUAUCUACACUGUGCAUCACAUGGUCUGGCACGUGGAGGAAGGGGGUCCAGCAAACGAAGCCGGUCUGCGGGAAGGGGAUCUGAUCACCCACGUCAACGGGGAGCCGGUGCACGGGCUGGUGCACACCGAAGUGGUGGAGCUGAUUCUGAAGAGUGGAAAUAAAGUGUCCAUCUCCACCACACCAUUUGAGAACACAUCCAUCAAAGUUGGUCCAGCUCGAAAAGCCAGCUACAAAUCCAAGAUGGCUCGUAGGAACAAGAAGAGCAAAACAAAGGAUGGCCAGGAAAGUAAGAAGAAGAGUUCUCUGUUGAGGAAGAUCACUAAACAAGCAUCGCUGCUUCACACCAGCCGGAGUUUAUCAUCCCUGAACCGGUCUCUGUCAUCUGGAGAAAGUGUGCCUGGCUCUCCAACUCACAACCUGUCUCCUCGGUCACCAACCCAGAGCUACAGAUCCACUCCAGAGUCUGUACACUCAGUUGGUGGCAAUUCUUCUCAGAGCAGCUCUCCCAGUUCCAGUGUUCCCAAUUCUCCAGCCAGCUCUGGACACAUCCGACCCAGCUCUCUGCAUGGCCUAGCACCAAAGCUGCAGAGGCAGUACAGAUCUCCAAGGCGUAAAUCUGCAGGAAACAUCCCUCUGUCCCCCCUGGCUCACACUCCAUCACCAACCCCACAGUCCACGUCACCACAGCGCUCCCCAUCUCCUUUGCCAGGACACUCAAUUGGCAGCUCCAGUAUUAUCCAGUCUUUCCCAGUAAAACUACACUCCUCUCCACCACUGGUAAGACAAAUUUCUCGCCCCAAAAGUGCUGAGCCCCCUCGGUCCCCUUUGCUGAAGAGAGUGCAGUCGGCCGAGAAGCUGGCUGCCUCUCUGUCCUCCUCUGAGAAGAAGCUGGGCUCCUCACGGAAGCAUAGCUUGGAUAUCUCCCACUCUGAGUUCAAGAAGGAGAUGUUACAGCGGGAUCCCAGCCUCCAGAGCCUGCAGGAAUCUGCCAACGAAACAACAGGCGGCAAACUGGGGCUGGCAGAGAAGGGGAUGCUGCAGAAGCCGGGCUCACGGAAGCUGGGUGCCAUUCGGCAGGACAGGGUGGAGAGGAGGGAGUCUCUGCAAAAGCAGGAGGCCAUCAGGGAAGUAGAUUCUUCUGAAGAUGAAACAGAUGAUGGUUCGGAAGAUAGUCAGGAUGGGAGAAGGCUGGACAAGCCCUGUGGCAGUGGAGACCAAGGCUCAGAUUCUUUUAAUGAGGAUAAUAAGUUUUCAUCUAAAUUGGAGAGCAAGGAUAGUAUUGAAGAUGAUGCCUUUCUACCUGAAGAGCCAAAAGGUACAGAAGAUUUGCAGAAAGGAAAUACUCAACAAGCAAAGCCUGUUUCAGAGCCACUGCAAAUCAGUGUGCACCCCUCCCCACCAGAGCUCCCCUCAAGAACUUCUCCAGAAAAACUAGCCAAUUCAGAAAAGCCAUUCCUAAAAUCAGAAACAACUGCAAAGGAGCAUAAAUUGCCAGAAAACAAAACUUUGGAGUGUUUUGGUCCAAAAGACAGGUCUUCUGAAGCAAUCAAAGAUCUUGGGAGAACUCCAGGUACUCAAAAACCAGUAGAUCUCACCGAACAUAUGCAGUGCCCAUCUAUCAAACUCCUGGAACUUGAAGAAGGUGAUUCUUCUGGGGCCUCCUGUGGUAAACUUGACUUGAAAGAGCCUGUGCUAACAGAAAGCAGUCAGAAAAAACAGGAUUCCAAACCUCUGCUGGCACUUUCCUCAUGGUGCACAGCAAACACGAGCACUCCUGUCACGGUGAGCCCCCCAGACCGCAGUGAGAAGGGUCUCAAGGAGAUACCUCAGCCUGUGGAACAGCGCAGCCCCUCAUUUCUGUCUCCUGGGAACACCAGUGAAACAUCCCAAAGAAGUCCUAGCCCUGACAAGCAGCAGCCCAGCUCGUCCCAGGCAGAGGGUGCUUUAACCUCCAGCAAAACCAGCCCAGCAGGAGCCGUGUCCUCCCCUCUCCUCAUCCCCGGUGCCAUCGAGCGCGCGCUCUCCGCGUCCCAGUUAGUGCCCCUGGCCCAGAGCGUCUUGGGCCCUUUGAAGCUCAGUAUGUCUGGCUCUGGAGAGGUGGAAACGAGAAAGGAUUUGGGUGCCUCCUCUAAAGAGGAGAGAGAUUUGAAACAAAAAAGGCAGGAAAUUUCAGAAGUAGGAGAAUGUCAAGAGAAAGCCAAACCCUCUAGCACAGAUGGUCUGACCACGAGGAGCGGGUCCUGUGCAGAGUCCUCACACCCAGCAAAGCCCUGGGAGGCAGCGUGUCCCGUGGGGGCCAACAAGGAGGCAACAUGUCCUGUGGUGGUCAAAAAGGAGGCACUUUUUUGCAGUGCUAAAGCGUCUGAGGCAUUGGCAGGGAGCUGCAAAAUCACUCCAUCAAAAGAGCUGUCUCAUGCUCUUGGACAAGCAGCUCUGAGAGCAUCUCCUCUGCCAGAUGGCAGCACGAGGCCCUGUAAAGAAGGGACUCUGGCACAAGCAAAAAGCAAAGAGGUUGGAAAUCAGUUAAAAAUACAAGACUUUCCCCCAUCACAUGAUGAUGCUGUAAAGAAAACAUAGCAGCAUUGCUGGUACUCAUGGACUGGAGUGUUCUACAUUCGAAAUAGAGACUGCAUGUUUGAAUUUUGUAAUAUACACUAAUAUAAAAUAGAACUUGUGUACAUCUAUUUUUGGGAGGGUUUUUUUCAUACUGUUUUUUGUGUUUUUUCAUCCUUGCUAUUCUAUUUUUGUACACAGUAGUGCUUGCUGUUUGAGGUCUCUUUAGAACAGGGUAUCUUUUAAGCAGGGCUUAAGAAACACUUUAGUUUCUUUUUUUUUUUCCUUACAUGCCUUUUAUUUUACCUGAGUUGAGGGCCUGAUGUGCUUUUCCCUCUAAUUCUGCAUUCAUUUGACAUCCCAAAAAUUCUGUGUGCAAAAAAAGCAGCUUAUUUUUAAAUUUCUGCUUUUCAACAUUCUCUUUGAAAUUCCAUUGAAAUUCACAAAUGUCAAGUUUUUGCUCCAGUUUUACAAUCUGAUGUCCCUUGACAAGAAUAAGAACUCUUGUCUGCAAGUUAUUCUGAAACUACAGACCUUCUUUGGUGCAAGUAAAACCUCUUUGUCACCAUGUGUCUUCACAGUCCUGUGUCCUUAGAAGAUGUGGAGACAAAGGACUUGGCUGGAGAGACUGGACAGAGAGAGAGCCCUGUCUUCUCUUUAAAACAAGAAAAUAAUAAUUCCUCUCUUUCAAUGGAAUUAUCAGAAAGAGAAAUCUCCAAUCCGUAAGCUGGCUUUUUUUGGGGAUUGUUUUUACUUAUCUAUGUGGGACACAUGGCAACUUUUCCCUCUGGUUUUAAAAUUUUAGUGAUGUUUUAUCUUUCUUUCUCUGACUUCAAUUCAUACCCUGCCUCAGAGUAAGUGACCCCAGGAAGGGGUGCCUGUAGGUUGGUUUUAAAGUAGAAAAUUUGUAGUUGCGUAUUCUCCAGUGUGUCUGGCAAAGUUAUCUCAAUGAAAAACGACCUUUGGAGACUUUUCCUUCUCUUGGUGAGUCUAAAUAGGUAGGGAUUGUAAGGUGUCCCUUAACAUUUCUGAACUGGGGCUUGGGAAACUUGCUGAGUUUUCUGAAUCUGCCCAUUUUAAAAACAAACCUAUGAAGAAUUCAGACUCCUCGAGUUCUGUGGUCAAGCUGCAAGCAGACUUCAAAACACAUGUGAUAUUUACAGAUUUCAGCUUUAAUAGCUAGAUCAUUUCCACUGCUGAGGUCACUUUGCAUUAAAAGCUUACUCUUUGCUCCUAGGUUUAGACAUCGCUUUGCUCUAAGUGUGACCGACUCUGGGUGACAGUGCUCCUUGCUGAGGACUAGACCAAUAAUAAUGCACCAAUAAAUGUGUCGAGUGGUGGUACCUGUAGCACUGUAAGCCAUUUCUUCAUCCAGUUCAAGGUUCCUCUCAAUGAACACUCCCAUCAUUUGUCCCAGAUUGUGCUCAGCUUGUAUCCUAGUCUUGUCUGAGUGGAUCUCCCUGUGGAUCACCCGCAAGGAAUAGUUCCCUGCUCACUGGCUUACUCUGUUAGAAGCAGAAUGACUGUGCAACAGUAUUCCAGGCUAAAACCCAUCUCUGAUGGUCUGAUUUCCUUACACUGCUGCUUCCUUCACUGUCUUGGAUUUCUCUGAACUUGAAGUUUUGAUUAGCUUCCCCUAAAUGCAGGUAUGUUUAUUAUAUAGGAAUAUAUUGUCUCCUUCUCUUUCAAUCUGAUUUCAGUACAACCCACAACUCAAAAAAAUCUCUGGAAUCUCACCCUGUUUCUUUCUGUGUAGCAGUUGAUUCUCCCCAUUAUAUACUUGAUUUUGGCUGCUUGGAUUUAAUUUCUGGACCAAGUUUUGGUUUGGUUUGAGCUUUUUUUUUUUAACAUGUUUAAAUGAGUGUUUACUCUGUGUGUCAGUGUGAACAUGUAUGGUGUUGCUACUACACUAACCAAAGCCUCAAUGCUCCCAGGUAACACCUUAAUAAACCUAGCUGUGGUGGUAUUGAGAGCAGAGCCUGCUGUGCUGUCUCUCUGCUCUUUUCCCUGGAAUUCAUAGGCUGCUCGUAUACACUUGGUUUGCAAUUACAAACCACAGUAUUUCCACUGCCUUGUCAGGGUCCUGGGUGUCUCCAGCCUCUCCAAGUGCUCUUGCUGGUGAGCAUCAUUCAGGGCUGAUUUAGAGCAAUAGCAAGUAAGGAACAGACUUGGCAGGAUCUGGUACUUGCCUGGCUGGUUUUCUCCCUGAUGGGUUGAUCUACUAAAAAACUGUUGAGAAACAGCGCAGGAUAUUAUGGCAUGGACAGGAAUAGUGAAAAGUGGAUUUGGCAUCCUGAGUCUGCGGUAAUUACAAAGACAAGCCUCCUUGACAAGCUGAUCUCCUGAGAGCACCUGACCUUGGCGAGAUGGAAGUGUCUGUGUAAAUUAAGGAGUUGUGUGAGAAUGUGGUCUGACCUGGCUGUUCCCUGGGUGGCAGGUCCCCCUUUUCCUUCUGUGUUUAAAAAACCUGAGGAGGAGACCGACCACUGCUCGUAGGAGGUGAGGACAUGGUGUGACCAGGCUGGGUAACCUGGUUCAUCCCCCACGGGCAGGGGUGGCACCCUCGGACGGUACCAGCUGUAAGCUGCUGACUCCCUGCCUUUGCAGCCACUGCUUCCUAUACUGAAUUGCAGAAUUAUCCUUUCCUAGGCAUAAAGGAGGAGUGAAACCCCUUGCUAUGUCACAGCUUUAGCUGCUUUUGCCUGUGUUGGCCAAAGAAAAGGUGAGGUAUGUGUUUCGUUGCCUCUUUUGUAGCUACGGUACAGAGAGUGGUCAGUGCAAUUAAAAAUCCCUGGUUUUUUGGAAGCCAAAGCCAAACAGCAUUGCCAGGAAAGCACUCUAGUAAAGCCCUGUGUCCCCUGCUCUUGGUCAGUUCUGCAGUUUCCCUCAGCGUGCCAGGUGCCCCAUCAUCCCUGUUCUACCUGCUGUCAAAUUUACACGGCGCACUUUAGCAAAAAGUUUGGGCAAAAAGACUUUUUCUCUUAAAUUUUGAUAAAUAAGCCAGGUAGAUACACCAAGACUUAUUCCUUGCUCUGCUAUAAACUCCUUAAAUACCUUCUCAAAGAAAAGCUUGCAAAGUGUGUUGGGAAGGAACGGGAAGCUGGAAAAGCUGUGUCUGAGGGGCACGAGCGCGUUCCCAGUGCUGACUCUGCCCCGUGGUGGGUGAUCCCGAGUCAGGCAGGCCCAAGGUGGAAGUCACGAGCGUGAGGUGUGUGUUUGGUGAAUGAGCCGUGCAUGUCACCAUCCAAAUCUGCUGCUUUCCUGCUUUGUCUCCCUCUUCCCUUCUGUCAGCUUGGAUGUGUCUCCUGCUCCUCGCCCGUGUUGGGAUGGCAGCGCCUCAGCUGCUUUGGCCUCCGCAGCUCCUCUCUGCUCCUGCAUCCCUGCCCCGUGCCUCAGUGUUAUUUUUCCCUUUGUCUCUUACUGUUGCAAACUAAGAGAAAUGGAUGAUAUUUAUUGUAAAUAUUAGACUUUAGCGUUGUACUGGCCACUCCCGGGUCUGAAUGUUGGAGGCCUUUGGCUGCUGCUGUACUAAAGAGCGCUUGUGGGGGAAGGGGUAGGAGUGACCUGUGGGUUUGUUUGCCACACUUGCAUUAAGGUGUGAUUUGGAGUAUUUUUGUUUUGUUUUGUUUUUCUUUCAAAGAGGGGAGGAUAAAGUCUUUCUCUGGUUUUCUCUUACUGGAUGUGAAGGAUAAUUCUGUACUUCUAGUAGAAGAUUUGACAGAAGUGUGUGUUUACGUUGUGUUCGAUUACCAUAUCCAGGUGGCUGUGAGAGCACCUCCUGUGCUGGGCUCUGCCAAGCCGUGUCACUCAGCACUUAGCUAGAUAAGAGAAAGUGUGGAAUUUCUGUGUUUUUAGAAACUUGAACAAUUGCCACAUAAUAGCGGUGCAAUAAUUUUUAUUCAUGUUGUACCUGCAUGUCGAUGUUCAAAUCCUCCUCCAAAAUAAAUAAUUUUUUUUUUUUUUACAUAAA
Messenger RNA from Taeniopygia guttata (zebra finch), 11910 nucleotides. It is a transcript of the gene MAST2, whose product is annotated as microtubule associated serine/threonine kinase 2. The record is from RefSeq and is a predicted model, not a curated record. Gene Ontology annotation, cellular component: microtubule cytoskeleton. Gene Ontology annotation, biological process: intracellular signal transduction; cytoskeleton organization; peptidyl-serine phosphorylation. Lineage: Eukaryota; Metazoa; Chordata; Aves; Passeriformes; Estrildidae. Gene Ontology annotation, molecular function: protein serine/threonine kinase activity; magnesium ion binding; microtubule binding.